CCCCAUCGAAUAUUACAGCCACACAACUGAUUUUCUCAUUUCACGUCUCUGUGCUUCACCACUGUCCAGACCGUCCUGUUCCCAGACAAAACUAAAUUCCAACGCCAAUACUCGAUCCGUCAAGAUGACUGGAGUACGCGACGUCGACGCGCAGCUGUUCAUACAAGUGUAUGCUCAGUUUCUGAAGCGCCAGGGUAAAUUGCCUGUUCCGGGCUGGGUCGAUACAGUCAAGACUGGCCAUGCGAAGGAACUUCCUCCCUCCGACCAGGAUUGGUUCUAUGUUCGCUGCGCUGCCGUUGCCCGCCACAUCUACAUGAGGAAGACUGUCGGCGUCGGUCGCCUCCGCAAAGCUCACGGUACGGCGAAGAAUCGCGGAUCGCGCCCAUCCCACCACCACCGCGGUAGCGGCAGCGUCGACCGUAAGGCCAUUCAGGCGCUCGGAAAGUUGCAGAUUCUGGAGCUGGAUGAGGAUACGGGCGGUCGUCGCAUUACGGCGCAGGGUCAACGCGAUCUCGAUCGCAUUGCCUUGACCGUUGCUGAGGCUGCUGCCGACGAGGACUCGAGCGAUGCUUGAACGCUACUCGUCUAGCUCGAUAACAUUCGCGCAAGAACCGGUGGCAGUAUGGACGUAAUGCUAUGCAAUGUAGGGCAACACGACUAGCUGAUGCUCACACGUUGAGCUGAGUAUUCCGGCAGCGGUAUGGGAAUCCCAGAGAGAGUUAUGAUAAAAUCUACAAAUUCUCCC
Molecule: messenger RNA, 745 nt
Organism: Cucurbitaria berberidis CBS 394.84
Lineage: Eukaryota; Fungi; Ascomycota; Dothideomycetes; Pleosporales; Cucurbitariaceae
Product: ribosomal protein S19e
Exons: 5
Coding region: 125-574 (149 amino acids)
Biological process (GO): ribosomal small subunit assembly; translation
Cellular component (GO): cytosolic small ribosomal subunit; ribosome
Molecular function (GO): RNA binding; structural constituent of ribosome
Source: RefSeq, a predicted model, not a curated record